AUGGCACAAUAUUUUUUUCCCUCGGUUAAGCCAUUCGCAUCCUCCCCCACCAACGUCAUACCCGCGCAGUGGGGCGAAAACGAUGCACUCGAUGCUGCAUCAAUUUCUGGCGCUCCACUCGAUCUACAGGCGAGGACUGUAAGGAUUUAUAAACCUUCGAAGCCCGCCACUCAAUCUGGAAAUUGGAAUGGAAGGCAAAGGAGGAUGGAUUGGGACGCCCUCUCCAAAGGUCACAGAUGGGAGAACCCUUUGAUGGGGUGGCAGUCAAGUGGUGAUUCCAUGCAAGGAACACACAUUUUCUUCAAGUCUAGGAAGGAUGCUGUUGCGUUUGCUGAAAAACAAGGUUAUAAAUGGCUCAUCUAGGAGCCCAAUGAAAGGGCCUUCAGGGCUAAAACCUACUCUGCAAACUUCUUCGUAUGUUUCGCUGCUUCCGCCCUUGCAAUCACUAUUAAUGGUUCAAUUUAGCAUUCUCCUAAGGAGCUCAAGAUAAUCCGAACCAAAUAUACGCGACCCGUGGCUCAUUUCAUCCACCAGAACGCAUCACCAUUGCUCACAAUAGGAGUAGUAGGUGUGUAGAUUUGCACAUAGGUGGAUUCUUAGCAGCAUCUUAUACCGCGCUCAUUUGAUUCGUUGGUAGUCGUGCGUUUUGGUGCUUAUGAUCUUAUAUUUUCGGGAGUGGGGGUCACAAGAUGUUUUUCCG
Tuber melanosporum (Perigord truffle) is the source of this 700-nucleotide messenger RNA. RefSeq lists its product as uncharacterized. Gene Ontology annotation, biological process: electron transport chain. The transcript has 4 exons. Bases 1 to 363 code for a protein of 120 amino acids. Lineage: Eukaryota; Fungi; Ascomycota; Pezizomycetes; Pezizales; Tuberaceae. The record is from RefSeq and is a predicted model, not a curated record.